Messenger RNA from Vigna umbellata (rice bean), 2734 nucleotides. The record is from RefSeq and is a predicted model, not a curated record. Lineage: Eukaryota; Viridiplantae; Streptophyta; Magnoliopsida; Fabales; Fabaceae.
CUCUUAUAUUGAUUAUCCUCCACUGCCUCCAGUUGAACAUCAGGCCGAGCUCCGCGGGGAGUCGAAGCCGCAAGCCGAGAUCACAAGUUCCGGUGCUUGAGUGGUUAUGCAAAUGCAAGUUCCGAUGGGAGGGAGAGUGCCCACAUGGUUUUCUCGUCGGAGAUUACUGGAAGAGAAGCUCUGCCACCUCCACAAGUGCACCAACCUCAACCAUGUCAACCAAAUCUUUGCUCAAAUUCUCAAAGCCAAUCUACACCAUGACCUCUUCGUCGCUCCCAAACUCAUCGCCGCCUUCUCCCUCUGCCGCCACCUCACUUCCGCCGUCAACGUCUUCAACCAGCUUCCCCACCCCAAUGUCCACCUCUACAAUUCCAUCAUCAGAGCUCACGCCAAUAACCACUCACACCCAUCUCUACCAUUCAACGCUUUCCUCCAAAUGCAGAAAAGCGGUCUCUUUCCUGAUAACUUUACCUACCCUUCUCUCCUUAAGGCUUGUAUCGACUCUUCCUCGCUUCCCUUGGUCCGAAUGAUUCAUGCCCAUGUUGAAAAAUUUGGUCUCUACGGAGAUAUUUUCGUGCCCAAUUCACUCAUUGAUUCGUAUUCCAGGUGCGGGAGUUCCGGGCUUGAUGCGGCCAUGAGCUUGUUUUUGGUCAUGGAGGACAGGGAUGUGGUCACUUGGAACUCCAUGAUUGGUGGGUUGGUCCGAUUUGGAGAAUUGGAGUGUGCGUGCAAGCUGUUUGAUGAAAUGCCUGAAAGGGAUACGGUUAGUUGGAACACGAUGUUGGAUGGGUACACCAAGGCUGGGGAGAUGGAGAAGGCGUUUGAGCUGUUUGAGAGAAUGCCUGAGAGGAAUGUUGUUUCAUGGUCGACUAUGGUUUGUGGGUAUAGUAAGGCAGGUGACAUGGAUAUGGCGAGGGUGCUGUUUGAUAGGUGUCCGGGGAAGAAUGUGGUGCUUUGGACGACGAUAAUAGCGGGGUAUGCUGAGAAGGGGAAUGCGAGGGAGGCGACCGAGUUAUAUGGGAAAAUGGAGGAGGCUGGGUUGAGGCCUGAUGAUGGGUUUUUGUUUAGUAUUUUGGCUGCCUGUGCUGAAUCUGGAAUGCUUGAGUUGGGGAGUAGAAUUCACGCGUCUGUGAAGAAGUGGAGGUUUAGAUGUAGCAGUAAGGUGUUGAAUGCGUUUAUUGAUAUGUACGCGAAGUGUGGUUGUUUGGAUGCUGCGUCUGAAGUCUUUAGUGGAAUGAUGGCGAAGAGAGAUCUGGUGUCUUGGAAUUCCAUGAUCCAGGGGUUUGCCCUGCAUGGACAUGGCAAGAAAGCGCUUGAGCUUUUCUCUAGGAUGGUAGACGAAGGUUUUGAGCCAGAUAGAUGUACAUUUAUUGGCCUCUUGUGUGCUUGCACCCAUGCAGGACUUGUUAACGAAGGGCGCAAAUGCUUUUAUUCAAUGGAGAAAAUGUACGGGAUCGUUCCUGAAAUUGAGCAUUAUGGUUGCAUGGUGGACCUUCUUGGACGUGGGGGACACCUAGAAGAAGCUUUCACACUUCUGCACAGCAUGCCUAUGGAACCAAAUGCCAUUAUAUUGGGCACUCUUCUAAAUGCUUGUCGUAUGCAUAAUGAUGUAGAUCUUGCAAGAGCCGUGUGUGAACAACUGUUUAAGUUGGAGCCAUCAGAUGCUGGGAAUUACUCCCUUCUGUCAAAUAUUUAUGCUCAAGCAGGAGAUUGGAUGAAUGUGGCCAAUGUAAGGUUACAAAUGAAGAAUACAGGAAGUCAAAAGCCUUCAGGGGCUAGUUUCAUAGAGGUAGAGGAAGAAGUGCAUGAAUUUACUGUAUUUGAUCGGUCACACCCUAAAUCAGAUUAUAUAUAUCGGAUGAUUGACAGAUUGGUAGAAGACCUCCAACAGGUUGGAUCUGUUCCAAUGAUACAGCAAUAGAGGCGAAUGAAAUCAUUGGUUGCAUUAGCAUGCACAGCACAGCUGAUUUGAUGCUUCAAGACAUGUAUAUGAUUAUUUAGGUUGGAAUACUUGUGUAAAACUGAUUCCUAAUCAGGUGUAUCGUCCACCAGUGGAAGCUUACCGUAGCAGCUGUAGACAGAUUAAGAAAGGGUAUCAGAGAAACAACAGCCCUCGCUAUUAUAUAUCUGUUCUUGAAGAUGAUAGUGAUGGAAAGCAAUCAGAAACAGAAGAACCUCGUAUUGUAGUUCAAAUGGACACAGAGAGUCCUGUUAUAUACCAGAAGUCAUGUUUGGACCAUUACUUUGAUAAACCUAUACAAGUAAGGGGAGAUGUACGUGUCAUAUUCUAUGAGAAAAUGAUAGGUGGUCGCCUUUUCUACUGCUGUUUUAAUACAGCUUUUAUUAAGAACAGCUUGCUACAGCUCACAGUACAAGAGUUGGACAAAGUUGGGAAGAAGGGAAGCUCAAUAUGUGGUCCUGACUUCUGCAUAGAAUUAUUGUUUGGUCCUGCUAAUACAGGAUAUUCGUCAUCAAAUAUAUCCAAUGAUGAACACUCUAGUGAUGAUUCUUUAUAAUACUAUUUCUAAAAAUCUUUACAUAAUAUGGAAAGUCCAUAUCCAAUUAACUUGUGUAACGUAUUCCUGCAAAAUGAUCCCAACCAUGAGUCCCUCACAGUGCCAUGUAGCAAGUGCAUUCAUUCCUCCAACUGUCUUGCUGUAUAUGUUUUCAUUGGCGAAAGGCAUGGGGAGUAAGUGUAAUUUUUGUAUUAUGUUAGUCAUUGAGUAGCAUUUGG